Brenthis ino (lesser marbled fritillary) is the source of this 240-nucleotide messenger RNA. The record is from the annotation of a GenBank genome assembly. Lineage: Eukaryota; Metazoa; Arthropoda; Insecta; Lepidoptera; Nymphalidae.
AUGUAUGUCGGGAAUCGGGAUCCCAAGGUAUUGAAAUGGCGGACCGAAGCAGCCCUAAGUUGGCAAGUCGCAGUCGGUGCAGGGUGCAUGCACCGUCUGGCGCUGGCAAGGGCACGGGGGCGCCUGCACCGCCCUUGCGCCGCCCGCGCCACGCCCGACACGCCCGCACGACCUCUGCGCCGACCUACGCGUAUUCGAAGUUCGGACGGGACAUCUCAUUUCUGUGUUCGAAGGACUACG